Lathyrus oleraceus (garden pea) is the source of this 1658-nucleotide messenger RNA. Its product is annotated as cytochrome P450 71AU50. The record is from RefSeq and is a predicted model, not a curated record. The transcript has 2 exons. Gene Ontology annotation, molecular function: heme binding; oxidoreductase activity, acting on paired donors, with incorporation or reduction of molecular oxygen; iron ion binding. NCBI's taxonomy places the organism in Eukaryota, Viridiplantae, Streptophyta, Magnoliopsida, Fabales, Fabaceae. Bases 92 to 1573 code for a protein of 493 amino acids.
CAUUACUUAGAUUAUAUAACUCUUUUGUACUUGGCACUAGAGAAAUAUAACUCUUUGCAAAAGCAAUUUCCAUUUGUCCAAAAUAGCGAUCAUGAUUUUCAUUUCUUUAGCUAUUUUUCUACUUUCUCUUGCUUUUCUAUGGCUAUGGAGAACCAACAAAAAUUCAAAUAAACUACCACCAGGUCCAAAAGGGUUGCCAAUUUUGGGUAGCCUUCUCAAAUUAGGAUCAAACCCUCAUCGUGAUCUUCACCAAUUAUCUCAAAAAUAUGGACCAAUCAUGCACUUAAGGUUAGGUUUAGUACCAACCAUAGUUGUUUCUUCACCUCAAGCAGCUGAGCUUUUCCUCAAAACCCAUGAUCAUGUGUUUGCUAGUAGGCCACCAACUGAGGCAAUAAAACACAUCUUUUGGGGACAGAGAAACAUGAGUUUUGGUGAAUAUGGUUCUUAUUGGCGCAACAUGAGAAAAAUGUGCAUGUCUGAAUUGUUGAGCCAUGCAAAAAUCAACUCUUUUAGAUCCAUGAGGGAACAAGAGCUUGACCUAUUGAUUAAGUUUCUAAGAGAAAAAUCUAAUGAUGGAACAAAAGUUGAUUUAAGUGCUAAGAUUUCUUCACUCACUGCUGAUAUGAGUUGUAGAAUGGUUUUGGGGAAAAAGUUUAUGGAUAAAGAGUUGGAUGAGAAAGGGUUUAAGGCUGUGAUGCAAGAGGGAAUGCAAUUAACAGCUACUCCUAAUAUUGCUGAUUAUAUUCCUUACAUAGGAAAACUUGAUUUACAUGGGCUCGCUAAACAGACAAAGGCAAUUGGAAAAAUCUUUGAUGAUUUUUUUGAGAAAAUAAUUGAUGAACAUAUUCAAUUUGGCAAUAAAGAUGAUAAGAAUAAGGAUUUUGUAGAUGUCAUGUUGGGUUUUCUUGGCACUCAAGAAUCCGAAUACAACAUUGAACGGUCCAAUAUCAAAGCCAUUAUGCUGGAUAUGUUAGCAGGUUCCAUGGAUACUUCUGCGACCGCAAUUGAAUGGGUAAUUUCUGAGUUAUUAAAGAAUUCAAGAGUGAUGGAAAACGUGCAAAAUGAAUUAAAAACUAUAGUGAAUAUGAAGAGGAAAGUGGAAGAAUCAGAUUUGGACAAGUUGAAGUAUUUGGACAUGGUUAUAAAAGAAAGCCUUAGGCUCCAUCCAGUGGCCCCCCUAUUAAUCCCGCACCAAUCAUCCGAAGAUUGCACGGUCGAAGAAUUUUUCAUACCUAAAAAAUCAAGAAUCAUUGUGAAUGCAUGGUCAAUUAUGAGAGAUCCAAAGGCUUGGACUGAUCCAGAAAAGUUCUGGCCAGAGAGAUUUGAAGGAAGCAAUGUAGAUGUUAGAGGGCGUGAUUUUCAUCUCAUACCAUUUGGUGCUGGUAGAAGGGGCUGCCCUGGAUUGCAGUUAGGUCUAACUGUGAUUCGUUUGGUGGUGGCCCAACUUGUGCAUUGCUUUGAUUGGAAAUUGCCAAAUAAUAUGUUAUCAGGUGAUUUGGACAUGACAGAAGAGUUUGGCCUUACAAUGCCUAGAUCCAAUCAUCUAAUUGUUAUCCCGUCUUACCGUCUUUGAAGUGAUAGUGAUUAGAUUAUGUUUCUAUUUUGAUGAACAGAUGAUUCAAAUGCUUAUGAAAUAAACACUUGUCUUUUUUAUCUUA